This is a messenger RNA of Rhipicephalus microplus (southern cattle tick), 3518 nucleotides long. RefSeq lists its product as uncharacterized. Lineage: Eukaryota; Metazoa; Arthropoda; Arachnida; Ixodida; Ixodidae. Gene Ontology annotation, molecular function: glycosyltransferase activity. Gene Ontology annotation, cellular component: cytoplasm. The record is from RefSeq and is a predicted model, not a curated record.
UUUACCUUCUCUCUUUCUUUCCCGGCCGCUGUUCGGGCGGCUCCUCCCAGCGCUGCACCGCGAGAAGCGGCUUAUUUCACCGCGGGAGCAACACGCCCAGUCGGUCCGCCUCUUCGAUCCGCGGCGCGCGAGCGCGGCCUGUUUGAGCCGCGCUAUCCAUUUGUGGGCUCGAGUUCGUGAACCACAGCGUGGACGCCAGCGCUGACAGCUCUCAUUCGUGACUCCGUAGCGCUCUCCGACAGUCCUCACGUCGUGCGCUUUCCCCGGUGGUUUGCGCCUGGCGCGCAGAACUAACGGAAUAUCGGUGCGCGCCGUCGUUAACUCCGGUGUUUCCGCAACUCGAGCUGUUUCGCAUCUUCAUCUCUUCGAGAUGUCUCUACUUGUUCUCUCAUAUUGACAAUUUUGUUUCAAAGAUGUGCUGAAGAACACAGUGCGCCACCGAACCAUGUUUAAAUCAAGAACCUUCUCUUAGCACGGUGCGCGUUAAACGAAGAUUCCGUAUACUUUGUUCCACAUGGAUGCGAUUCACUCUCAUUUGGUGCAACGUCAAUGACUUUAUCCGAAUUAUUCCUCAGCGGGACAACUUUGAAACGACCUGAGGAUUAGUUUGCAAGAAUAUUCUUGAGAGAAUCAUCGGCGACGUCAAGAAUGCUUCAUCACAGGUGCGAAUCAUUUUCAAGACAGAUGAUUUCUGCUGCCGUGAAAGAAAGGAGGAGGUGACCGGUGUUCGCACCAAAGGAGCUCAUGUCCGUACAAGUUCUCCAAGAUGACCCGAUGGACGCCACGGCGGUGGCGAGUCGAGAGGCGCAGAGGCACCGGCUCUGUCUUUCGAGCAAUCAAGGCUCUGUCACUCCUAGUCGCAUUGCUUACAGUUGUUUUCUGGACGCAUGCUUUUUAUCGAUUUUCCGGUAUUACCGAUCAAAACUGGGAAGAAGCUGACGCUAUAUUUACGCCAGCUACAAAGACGGAUUCCACAAUCGCUGCCGCGCAGGUACGCGUCACAUUAAACACCUCUCCCCGUGGGAAAUCGCUUCACGAAGUUAUCUUGCCAUCGCCAGCAUCGAAGCCACAGCUGCGCGAAACAUUCAAGGAGCAACCGAUGAGUUCUGGUGACUGGGUGUCCACCGACACUUACCUUAGAACAAAACUAAAGCUGUUCUUGUACUCUGCGUACUUAGACAACCGCCUCGCCGUGCCCGUGGUUCGGGUUAUAGGCGCAUACGCCAGCGUAAACGGUGCUCAAGUUUCCUGCAGGCUAGAGUAUGCCAGUGGGGAAGCGAGUGUGGUCGCCGCCACGAAGAAGACCAUUAAUGAGAACUGGAAGCUCAAGUAUGGUGCGGCCUUCUUCUUGUGUCCUUAUUCCGACGACUCAGACAAUCCGCCACCGGUUCGCGUGCGACUCAAGGAGACUUACGAACUGCAGUGGAGUCCUUCAAUACCAAUAUGGCCCCUAGAGACAAGACCUGGUGAAGCGACUGGGCGUUUUGCGGUCUGCGUGAAGCCCCUGCACUACAAGUAUGACAGAGUGUCGUGGCUGGCAGAGUUUGUAGAGUUCAACAGAAUCGUUGGCGUAGAUCGUUUCUUCUUCUACAAUCACAGUAUAGGAAGCAACGUAGACAGACUGUUGCGUGUGUACAUGGAAAAAGGUGUCGUCACGAGCCUUCCGUGGAACCUAGACAUCAAGUCACAGAAGGAGAUCCGCACCGAAGGCCUGUUCGCAGCUCUCAAUGACUGCGUGUACCGCAGCAUGAACCAUUUCGACUACGUCCUCGUCCUUGACUUGGACGAAUUUGCCGUUCCUCGGAAGGACGACAGUCUACCUGCAAUGGUGACCAGACUGAAACGCGCUGCGCCACGCACCAUGAGUUACGUGCUUUUGAACAGCUUCUUUUACCUCUACUGGGAAAACGACACUACUGCCUACGGAGCCCUGCCAGAGACUGCUCCUCUGGAGAUUCCAUAUCUGCUUACCCAGUUCAAGACUCGCCGGUCAAAAAAAGUGUUCCGAGUUGGAUCGCGCUCCAAGUACAUCGUACGUCCCGUGGCGGCUGUUGAAGUGGGGAACCACGUCGUCUGGAGAUACCUUGGCGGUCGUCACCAGGCAACACAACGUGUGUCACCAGAAGACGCCCUGCUACACCACUAUCGCAUCUGUGAGUUCGGAGGCUUCGACUGUGUCAAGCAACCUUCCAUAGUGGAUCGCUCGGCCCUGCGCUUCAACACCUCACUGCUCGAGCGUGUGAACAGCGUCUGCGCACAGGCUUUCCCGGAUGUUGGACGCUGUCCUAAAGCUCCAGGCCUAGGAAGCCCUUGGUGACCGUUACCGAAGUGGAAAGAUCUGUAUGGCCGAGAACGUGUUCGAGCACCAAUAGCGUUUUCUGUAUACCGAGAGUUGCAGCGUAUAGAAAAAGAAGGCGGUUGUGAAGCGCGGAGUUACUAUUAAAAAAGAUGUAGAUUGGUGGUGCAGUAAUUUUUUUUUGCCAUUGGUGCCCACAUUUGUCUCCUCAGAAGUGACCACAUUAAAAAAAAAUGGUCGAGCGAUUCCAACGCACAGGAUUUGCAAUUGUUCAUAGGUGAUUGUUGAUCUAAUGUGACAAAAUUGCAGUCAGGCUGACACUAUUGCUUGGCUCACAACUUCAGAAAUAAGAAGCGUCUCACUUUUGCAACCUGCCCGUAUAUAAGAGCGGUUGGAAGAAUCUUUCAUUUUACUGAUGUAGACUUUCUUGCUGCUGUCCUACGAUGAUUUUCUGUAAAAAAUAACGAAGUAACCGCUACAUAAGAAAUUCACACCCUUUUUUGCUCCUGAGAGCUGCACAUAAUAAUUGCACUCCCUGUUGCACAGGAAAGUGACAUUGCAGAAAAAAAAAACGAUGAAAUGUUAGGUAGGUCACAUAAGUUUUUUACUUUUGUCAGUUUUAGUAUGAGGAAAAAAAGGUUUCAAGAUAAAGGUGAUCUUUGGCGAUGCUUCUGUCCUUAUUCAAGAUAACGGCACGGGAAAUUUUCUUCUUCUUUGAUUCCGGUUGAACCAAUUUACGUAUACCUGUGUACCACCCGUGCCCAGAAACAUGCAUUAGCGACUGAAUUGAUUUAGAGAAAUUACCUGAAAUAUUGGGAUAACAUUAUAGGUGCCCCCCAGCACCUUCUCAAGAAACCAUAUAGAAGAUUCACAUAAUGCAUUAUUGCUUAAAGAAUUCACUGCCGCAAAACGUUUUCGAAUUCAUAUAGAAUGAGCAAAAUGCAAGAUUUGUAUCGCCCUUCAAUCGUAUUCUCACUUCUCUUCCCUAUGAUAUUGCUGGUAACUAAGCAGGAAGAGAUGUCAUCGGGCAAAAAACGUCACGCGCAGCUCGUGUCAUAUUUUCAGUCAAUAGGUAUGCCCCGUCAUUGUUCGAAAUGGUAUGAUUUUACUGGUUUUGCCGAUAAUGCUUGUCAUGACGCAUUUUUGUUAAAUCUGUUAUCGAGAGGCGUUCUCCAAAUUGUUCAUCUUUUGUCGUAAUAAAGUUAGAGUUUUAUGACAUGAA